GUUUUACGCUCUUUCCUCUUUUAACCUGCUACACAGUAGACACGCAUGGAUCUGGUACCAGAUAUAUUUUUUGAAAAACAAGAAGGACACUUGUGCGCUCAGCACGCUCUCAAUGCGUUGUUACAAGGAAGUUACUUUACAGCUGUUGAUCUGGCGACGAUUGGGCAAAGGCUAGACGAUCAGGAGAACGCAAUGCUGACGAAUCAGGGACGAUCGGCACAACAGCAAGGAAGCAACUUUGACGACUCGGGUUACUUUUCAGUUCAGGUUAUCCAAGAGGCACUCUCUGUUUGGAAUUUACAGCUGAUAGCAUGGAAUUCAGAAGAAGCGAAACAAGCACGCGAACAGCCACAAAACGAAGUAGCAUACAUAUGCAAUCUUGCUGAGCACUGGUUUACGCUUCGCAAGUUCACGGUUCCAUGGCGCUGGUACAACUUAAAUUCGACCCAAAAUGGGCCAACAUAUUUGAGCGAAACGUAUCUUACUAUGCUUCUUCAACAAAUUCAAAGUGAAAAUUAUUCCGUGUUUGUUAUACGGGGCACCUUACCUGAAACGCCGGCCGACCGACUUGCAAUUACUUUACCGGAUCCAACCACUAUCGUCAACAACACCAGCUUGUCUUCACCAGACAAGAAACAAGAUGCAGCUUUCUCUGGUCGUGGAUAUUCAUUAGCAGAUACAACGUUAGAACAGCAAAAGACGGAUCAAAGCGAUGAUGAUGAGGAUGAUGAGGAAGUACAGCUAGCUAAAGCCAUUGAAGCAAGUCUACAAAAACCUGUGGAUGAUGUGGAGGAAAUGCGUCGUAAGAGGCUGGCGAGAUUUGGAGGAUGAUAUCAAUCAAAGAUAAAAAAAUAAAGUAGAAGUUAUAACAGAAAAAAGACACAUUAAGCGAUACAUAUUAUGUAUGAGAUAUAUGAGUAAAUACGACUUUUUGUACUAUACGGGCAAUGAUUUAAUAUCAAGCCUAACAAGGCGGAUCCAAUAAAACAAAGGAUUAUAUUACUACUGCUGCCUCAUAUACAAUCUAAUAGGUUUGAGGACAACUCUCUCAACUAUUCUCAGUGUAGAGUACAGUAGUAACAAUAAUACACAUUUCACGUAUCUAGGGUCAUAGCUCUUGAGCCAAUGA
Zychaea mexicana is the source of this 1129-nucleotide messenger RNA. Its product is annotated as Josephin-domain-containing protein. NCBI's taxonomy places the organism in Eukaryota, Fungi, Mucoromycota, Mucoromycetes, Mucorales, Lichtheimiaceae. The transcript is spliced from 7 exons. Gene Ontology annotation, biological process: protein deubiquitination. Gene Ontology annotation, molecular function: cysteine-type deubiquitinase activity. Gene Ontology annotation, cellular component: nucleus. Bases 46 to 831 code for a protein of 261 amino acids. The record is from RefSeq and is a predicted model, not a curated record.